Notolabrus celidotus (New Zealand spotty) is the source of this 5936-nucleotide messenger RNA. RefSeq names its product neural cell adhesion molecule 1b (gene ncam1b). Gene Ontology annotation, cellular component: plasma membrane; axon. The transcript has 21 exons. Gene Ontology annotation, molecular function: cell-cell adhesion mediator activity. The coding region runs from base 281 to 3955 and encodes 1224 amino acids. NCBI's taxonomy places the organism in Eukaryota, Metazoa, Chordata, Actinopteri, Labriformes, Labridae. Gene Ontology annotation, biological process: axon guidance; homophilic cell-cell adhesion; dendrite self-avoidance. The record is from RefSeq and is a predicted model, not a curated record.
GUGCGCAUUGAUCCACGUGUGUGAACAGGCUCUGCUUGUCAGUCAGACUUUGAACAGUGCACUGGCGCUCAUCAUCAUCUCUACUAAUCUCUGGCCACUGCCUGUCAUCAACGACGCUCCUGCUGACAGUUUUUCCACAGACGAGCUCAGAUUUCUCCACAGAUCAGGAUGAAGACUUACUGAGAAAACAGGCAGUACAAACCGGAGGGCAGCACCGUAGGGACCGAGCGGAGAGAUUAGACGUUAGCAUCGCCGUUUUAACGUUGACUCGGGAGUUGCGAUGGUCCAGUCAAGGGAUAUUUUUCUAGCCUUGCUUCUUGUGGGCUGCACAGUGUCCCUGGAGGUGCAGAUCACACCAAAUCAGGGUGAAAUUAGCCUGGGUGAAUCCAAAUUCUUCAUGUGCGAAGUUAUAGGUAUUCCCAAGCUCAUAGAAUGGUUCGGACCAAACGGGGACAGGAUAGAAGCGAACCGACCGGACGUAACAGUAACCCGUAAUGAUGAGUCAUCUUCCACCCUUACAUUGUAUAAAGCUGGCGCUGAUAACGCAGGGACAUACAAGUGUGUCGCAACCAGUGGAGACCAGCAAGCGGAGUCAACCAUCAAAGUGAAAAUCUUCCAAAAAAUCACCUUCACAAACGCACCAUCACCCCAAGAGUUCACAGAAGGAGACAAUGCCAACAUCGUCUGUGACGUCAUCAGUUCGCCUCCACCAACUGUCCUCUGGAAGUACAAAGGAGCGAAAAUACAGAUGGAAAAAGACGUUCGCUUCAAAGUACUGAGCAACAAUCACCUUCAGAUCCGCGGCAUAAAGAAGACAGAUGAGGGCUCGUAUACCUGCGAGGGUCGCCUCAUGGCCCGCGGCGAGAUUGAUCUGCGGGUCAUCAAGGUCGUCGUGAAUGUGCUUCCAACCAUCAGAGUCUGGCAGUCUGAAGUGAAUGCCACGGCAGAGGUCGGGCAGCCUGCCAUGUUAACCUGUGCAGUUGAUGGCUACCCUGAACCCAUGGUGACUUGGACAAGGAACGAAGCAGUCCUCGAAACAGGAGAGAAGUACAGCUUUAAUGAAGAUGGCUCGGAAAUGACAAUAAUGGAUGUGGCCAAGCUGGAUGAGGGAGAGUACACCUGCAUCGCCAAGAACAAGGCUGGAGAGAGUGAGCAGGAGCUCAGCCUGAGAGUGUUUGUCAAACCGAAGAUCACGUACAUCGUGAACCAGACCACUUCAGAGUUGGAGGAGCAGGUAACUCUGACUUGUGAGGCAUCGGGAGAUCCAACUCCUACUAUCAACUGGAGCUACGGUGAUCGCAUCUUCACAGAAGGAGAGCAGGCACACCUAAACAGGAUCUAUCAGGCAUCAUGGACUCGACCAGAGCAGCACAAGAGUGAUGAUGGCAACGUGGUAGUGAGGAGUGAUGCUCGCGUCUCCUCUCUCACCCUGAAGUAUGUCAAGUACACAGACGCUGGUCAGUACUUCUGCACAGCACGCAGUGCCAUUGGAGAGGAUGAACAGAGAGCAUAUCUGGAGGUCCGCUUCGCCCCUAAAAUCCACGGUGUUGUUGCUACAUAUACCUGGGAGAAAAAUGCAGUCAACCUCAGCUGCGAGGUCAAAGCUCAUCCCAGUGAUGUUUCUAUAGCAUGGCUGAGAGACGGACAGCAGCUCCCCAACUCAAACACCACAAACAUCAAGAUCUACAGAACUCCAUCAACCAGCUUCCUCCAGAUAACCCCUGAGUCUGAAAAUGACUUUGGAAGCUAUAACUGCACUGCUUCCAAUGAGAUGGGCACAGAGUCCAAGGAGUUCCUCCUCAUCCAGGCCGAGGUGCCGUCAGCUCCAGCCGUCAGUUUGGCCAAACCCUUCUCCACUACAGCACAGAUCCUGUUCGAGGAGCCUGAAUCCACCGGGGGCGUUCCUAUCCUGAGAUUCAAAGCAGAGUGGAGGGUUCACGGCAGAGGGAGCUGGAUGCAGAAGAUCUAUGAGUUGCAAGAUGGCUCCAUUGGCGAGGUGACUAUCACCGGCCUGAAGCCAGAGACUGGCUACCAAGUGAAGAUGUCAGCCAUCAACGGCAAGGGUGAAGGUGAAAGCAGCCCUGCUGAGUUCUUCAAGACAGAGCCUGUCCGGAAUCCCAAUCCUCCAAAACUUGAAGGUAUACUUCAACCCAAAGGAAACUCUGUCAAAAUUAGUUGGGUCAAGCAGGACGACGGUGGUUCACCCAUUUUUCAUUACCUUGUCCGCUUUAAGCCGCUUCAGGAUUCAGAUUGGAAGCCAGAAAUCCGACUGCCCGCCAGCAGCGAACACGUGAUCCUCAGCGGGCUGCAAUGGGACACUGACUACAAUGUCUAUGUGGUAGCGGAGAAUCAGAAGGGGAAGUCUCAGCCCGCGUCGAUGUCCUUCAGGACGUCUGCAGAGCCAGAAGCUAUCCCAGAUUUGGGCGAUGAGGCAGCGCUCUCAAUGGGCAUCAUGCUCUGGGCAGGGAUCCUUGUUGUAGUAUUUGUACUCCUGCUGCUCGCCGUGGAUGUCACCUGUUACUUUGUCAACAAAUGCGGCCUCAUCAUGUGCCUCUGCGGCAAAUCCGGCACAGGGACCAAAGGACACAACUUGGAGGAGGGCAAGGCAGCCUUUAUCAAAGACGAGUCCAAAGAGCCAAUAGUGGAAGUCCGGACAGAGGACGAGUGCACAGCCAAUCAUAACGCAGCAGGACCAACAGAACCCAAUGAAACCACACCUCUUACAGAGCCAGAGCUGGCGGCUUUCACUGCUGCUCUGGCACUGGACACCCUCUCCUCCGUAGCCACCAACUCUGACACAGCCACAGCAACAGUUCAGGACAGCCCCUCUAGCGAGACCACUACCCUCACUUGUAGCCUGUCUACCCCUGCCAACGACCCCUCCGACCCCUCACCCACCCCUGUCGUGGCCCCGGCCCCGACUCCAGAGUCAAACACGGCCCCGUCGACUCCCCUCUUCUCCGAGUCAGUGGUCGAAGCGAAAAUGGCGCCAUUAGUAGAACAAAGAGGAAGUAACACCCAGGAGGAACAGGAGAAAAUAUCCACUCCUCCUAGUACCCCUGACUGGACUAAAGCUCAAAAAUCUGGGACACCGAUUCCCCCGAAGCGUAGACAUUCUCCCAAACUUGCGGCUCUCAAUGCUAAAGCUAGCCCACCUGUAUCUCCACUGGCUACGUCUUCGCCAUCGUUCUCCCCAACUUUCGACACCAAGAAACCUGCCCCACCUCCACCCAUCACUCAGCUUCACACACAGCCGCACACUGUGGCCUUAGAUGCAGAGACACCAGCACAAACUGCCUCCACCCUCAAAACCACUGCCCCCCCAAAACCAGACCCUUUUUCAAACGCAGUAGCCCGUCCUGUCAGUGGGCAAAGCCUUACUCCGUUUGACAAUGAUCAUAAACUCACUGACCAAAAUGCUGAUAGGAGUAUGAUCCCUGUCAAAGAUGCUGCAGCUCCUCCAGUGAUUCACGGUGCUCUCAAAGUCAAAGAUGCUAAAAAAUCUGCUCCUCAAGUUGCAGACAUUCCUCUACCAGUUACUCAAAUCACUUCUAAUGCUGCACCCAUUGCUAUCGAGGCGCCGAUUACAAAUGAUUUCUUUAUAUCGCCGUCAGACACGUAUGACUUACUCACCCCCGACGUCGGACCCAAGAGUGCAGAUUUAGAGUUAGAGCUGAGAAACGGGACAGAUAGAUCCUUCGAGCCCCCCGCAGACCUUAUUAGCUUAGACAGCCCGCCUGCCCUGGCCAAUGGUGAUGCAGCAGACCUCCCCUCAGGCCCAGUUCUGGAAGCAUCAGAGACUCUGGCCAAGACUGCUCCUCCUGUCAACGAUGAGAAGAGUUUUGGUGAUGAGAAAAGCAAACUGGGGGAGGCAGAACUUUCGCACGCCCUGACGGAGAUUGCUGCAGAACACAACAGUGUCAUACAGACAAAAACCACCGAGGGCAAAGCAUGAUGGGCCGGGGAAACCCCAGCCCCAAUCCAAAACUUUUUUUGCGGCAGCAACGUGCGAGAAACACUGCAGGAGUUUUGAUUUCCAGUGCCCUUAACAACAUAUUUGAAUCAACACACAUAUACACACACACACACACACACACAAACACCAGUCUUUAGGUUAGAGCGCACUAUGGCUGUGCUUUUAUUUCUGGUUUCCCUUCAUGAGAUGUUUACUACACCCAAGGAAUUUAUCUUUAGGUCAUAAGAGAUUUAUUUUAUUUUUUUAUUGUUAUUUUAUUUUAUCGGUCGGGAUGAUUAAGAAUAAAUCCUUAUUAUAAUGAUCGCUUGGUAUAUAUAUGGAAUUAGACUCUACUUUUUAUUGUGCUUACAGUUUGUAAUGCCAUCACACACAAGUAUUGGAUUAUUAUGAGAAAUGUAAAAACAAAAAAAACCUGACUAUAUACAGAAAUUAUUUUUAUUAAUUUCAUGUUCAACUGUUGAAAUGUAAAACUGUUGCAUUUUUUUCUUAGUUUGGACUCUUACUUUGUGGGCUAGUCUCAUUAAAUAGCUUGUCCUGCAUGUCUGACCUGCAAGUGGUUGUAAAGUUUUUGUUUACAAGGUUUAUGGUUUCACUUUGUUACAAGGAUGUGUCAUCUCUCACAGAUGUUCUGGCAGUGAUUAAACAAGCCCCAGUUCAAUGUUUGGAUUAUAACCAGAUUUGUUAUGGUUAUAAAAAUACAGAAUUAACCCACAGCCAGCUGCAGGGGAAAAGAGCCUGACACACACCACAACAGUGUGCACUAUCCGAUCAGAUUUGGCCCAUUUAAUGAGAAAGUAUAUUCAGUCUGUCACUGCCUUGCCAACAGUGUUAGUGAAAUAUAUUUAUUGAAUAAGGAUUUUAUUUAAAAAAGGUUAUUCAAUAUGAAAGUUUAGAAAAAAGAGGAGCAAAAUGCCAGCAGAGCUGCCGAUUCUCAGCCAAGGAACUCCAAAUCGAGCUAAUGUCAUACAAUCUUGCGCUGAAUACACGCCAUGUAUUUCUUUGGGGCGCGACAACUAUGAUAGCUAAUGUUUCUUCCUCUCAUUAAAGCGGAUCAAAGGUCUCGCUUCGUGCUUUGAGUUUUACAUCAGGAGCAAAAAAUAAAUGAAUAAAAAAAGCAUUUUUGUACUAUUUAAAAACUACAAAGAUUUCUUUUCCAUUUCCUGCCUGCAAGCUUGUGCACUGUGACUGUGUGUCAAUAGAUUGUCUUGUCAUCAGUUUCUAUGAUAAUCUGCAUAGCUUUGUUGUGAGAGAUUUAGCCUAUUCUUUUGAUUUGAUAUAUUGUAUUACUAGAAGAAAAGUAUGAUAAAUGGACUAAUGUGGUCAUUAUAACACGUGUAGUGUAUGAAACUGUCCGUCUCUGGUCACAGCACUAUAUAUUGCCAGCUAUAUUGAAGGAAGGUGUUUUGAACCUUGGCAUGAAUUCAUAAUGUAUAACUACAGGCAGACUGAUCUGCCCAUGUUUGUAUGGGGGAAAAAAAAUCUCAUGGAUUCAAUGAGUGGAACAUUUGGGGCUUGCUCUGGCAUAUCUACAUAUCUAUUUUUUUAUUUCUCUCCCCCUGAAGUUGUUCAAGUGUUCUGUAAUGUGGAGUUUGAAUUUCUUUUCUUCUUUUUCUUUUUUCUUUUGGUAGUUUUUGUCUUUUUGUACAAAAAAAAAUCACUCACCAAGAGCGACUACUUGACAAGCUGGCAGGAAGCAGGGUGGUCAACUUGAGACAAGUGAUCAAACUUCUUUUCAAAGCUUUAGAUAACAGAUGUUAUAUCAGAAGAACUUGAAACAGAUUAAAGGUAUAUUAAAGCAGAAAAAGCUUUACUCACCUUGUACUCCACUGCUGUUACCAGACCACCUUGCUCCCUUUGUCUCUGGAUGCUCCUUUUGGUUUUUAUUGGGUCAAACUCAGAAAAGAUCUGCUGUGUACAGUCUGAGUGCUAACCCAUUCACCAAAUAAAAAAAAUGGUUUCC